Molecule: messenger RNA, 2549 nt
Organism: Argentina anserina (silverweed cinquefoil)
Lineage: Eukaryota; Viridiplantae; Streptophyta; Magnoliopsida; Rosales; Rosaceae
Product: pentatricopeptide repeat-containing protein At3g26540
Exons: 2
Coding region: 1-2088 (695 amino acids)
Biological process (GO): RNA modification
Molecular function (GO): RNA binding; protein binding
Source: RefSeq, a predicted model, not a curated record
AUGGGUGUCAAAGCCGGCGGCACCUCCGUCAUAAAUCGCCUCCUCUACGACAAAGGCCACCUCACCAAACCCACCCACCCUUCCCAAACCAAAUCCGCCACCGCCUCCAUCCUCACUCACCUCUCCUCCGGCCGUCUCCGCCAAGCCGUCUCCCUCCUCUUCUCCUCCCCCUUCCCCUUCCACUUCUCCCUCUACUCCCACCUCUUCCACCUCUGCUCCUCCUCCCGCUCCCUCCUCGAAGCCCGCAAGCUCGAGUCCCACCUCGUCACCUUCUCCCCCACUCCCCCCAUCUUCCUCCUCAACCGCGCCAUCGAAACCUACGCCCAAUGCGCCUCCCUCGGCGACGCCCGCGAGCUGUUCGACGAAAUGCCCCAAAGAGACGGCGGCUCCUGGAACGCCCUCAUCAAGGCCUACACGCUCAACCAACGUCCCGACGACGCUCUGAGGACUUUUCUGGAGAUGAAUAGGGUCGGGUUCCUGCCGAAUGAGGUGACUUUCCUGACGGUGGUCGGGGCCUGCGCCGCGGUGCUGGAUGCUUGCGCUGCAAGGCAGGUGCAUGCGCUUGUUGUGAGGUAUGGUUUUGGCGGGAAUGUGGUGCUGGGGAGCUCGCUGGUGGAUUUGUAUGGGAAAUGUGGGGCGAUGAGGGAUGCGAGGACAGUGUUUGAGGAGAUUGACAUGCCGAAUGAGGUGAGCUGGAAUAUCUUGGUGAGGAGGUAUCUUGAGAUGGGGGAGGGGAUGGAGGCGGUGAGGAUGUUUUUUAGGAUGCUUGUGGCAGGGGCAAGGCCGUUGAGUUUUACAUUUUCGAAUGUGCUCAAGGCGUGUUCGAGUUGUUUUGCGCUUGUGGAGGGGAAGCGCGCGCAUGGGGUUGCGGUGAAGAUGGGGUUUGAGGAGAAGGAGGUUGUUUCGAGUUCGCUUAUUGAUAUGUAUGUGAAAUGCGGGAAGCUAGGAGAUGCGCAGGCGAUUUUCGACCAGCCUCAUUUGAGGAACUUGGUUUCUUGGACUUCUAUUGUUUCUGGUUAUGCUAUGAGUGGACAGACGUGGAAGGCAAGGGCUUUGUUUGAUGAAAUGCCUGAACGGAAUGUGGUAUCGUGGAAUGCAAUGUUGGCAGGGUAUGCGCGUCACUUCCAAUGGGAUGAGGCUUUGGAUUUUAUAUUUUUGAUGCGGAAAAGUAUUAAUGAUAUAGACCAAGUCACUCUUGGGUUGAUCCUGAAUGUAUGUGCCGGCCUCUCAGAUGUUGAAAUGGGAAAGCAGGUUCAUGGAUUCAUUUAUCGGCAUGGAUAUUGUUCCAAUCUGUUUGUUGGAAAUGGUCUUCUCUACAUGUAUGGCAAGUGUGGUAACUUGAGAAAUUCCAAGACAGUCUGGUUUCACCAGAUUAGUCCAUCACGGGAUACAGUGUCUUGGAAUAGCCUGUUGACAAGCUAUGCUACACAUCAUCUGAGUGAACUGGCUAUGACAAUCUUCUAUGAGAUGCAAUGUGAGACAACACCUAACGAGAUUACUUUUGCAACUCUCCUGUCAGUAUGUGCAAAUAUUUUUGCACUUCAGCAAGGCAAACAAAUUCAUGGCUUCAUGAUUCGAAAUGGUUACAUCAUAGAUACCGUGGUUACCUCGGCUUUGGUUGACAUGUAUUCCAAGUGUCGUUCUAUUGACUAUGCUUUUACAGUUUUCAAAGGAGGGACUUCAAAAGAUGUCAUUCUUUAUAACUCCUUGAUUUUGGGAUGCUGUCACAAUAGAAGGACUAGACAAAUACUUAAAUUAUUUCAUAUGAUGAAGGAUGAAGGAAUUAAGCCAGACCAUAUCACAUUUCGAGGCAUUUUGCAUGCUUGUGCUUGUGAAGGUCUUGUUGAGUUGGGAAAUCAGUAUUUUGGAUCAAUGAGCGCUGAUUAUGGUAUUAUACCUCGAUUAGAGCACUAUGAGUGCAUGAUUGAUCUUUACAGCCAGUGUGGGUAUAUGGAUGACCUUGAAAGUUUUGUAAGGAACAUGCCAUUUGAUCCCACAGUUCCCAUGUUAACCAGAGUUGUGGAUGCUUGUGAAAGACACGGAUGCUUGAGGUUUGGAAAGUGGGCUGUUCAACGACUAAGUAACUGAUCCAUACUAGAUGGAAGUCUGUUGUAAUAGAAAGAGUCUGGUAGGUGUUUGCCAAAAUUCAGAUUCAAAAUUAACAUAACCAAGGAGGUACACUACUUGAUUGAUUGUGAAGCAGAUCUGAGUUUAUCGACAAGACAGACAUAUCAUUAGACUUGAAGCUUCUUCAUCAGGAUUGCUAGAACUUCAGGUCUGGUGGCAUUCCUCCAAGUAGUAAAAACAUGUAUUAUUGUACGAGAUAGUUCUGUUGCUAAACACAAACCAUGAAAGUCUCUACAGCACUUAAUUCAUAUAGAGUGGCAGACUCCAAGAUUAUAACUAGUCGAUCUACUAUACCAUGAUGAGCAAAAUUAUCAUGGGGCACUUACAUAAUUAUUAUUAAUAUAGAUUCCUUUUUUUUUCUUUUUUUUUUCUGAAGGUUCAUCAGCUAGCUGAAGCUCAUUUUGGGUACAGCUAAUGCAUCA